Messenger RNA from Pieris macdunnoughi, 5400 nucleotides. The record is from the annotation of a GenBank genome assembly. Lineage: Eukaryota; Metazoa; Arthropoda; Insecta; Lepidoptera; Pieridae.
AUGUCACAACCGAUAUACAGUCAGGUCGCACCGAAACAGAUAAAGAAAAAACCUAAACCCCGGGAUUUUGAUCCCUUAAAUUACAAUCAUGGAGGAAAUGUUCAAAUUCUAAAUGCGUCGCAGGAGAGUAGACUGGAGAAGAUGGAGAAAAGAGAGGGUAGGAGAAAAGAAGAGACUAGGAGGAGAACGCAAAGGGAUCCUACCGAGGGAAAGGUGGAGGCUUAUUUACGUCAGAAUCAAGUCAGUAUACGACAACAACAGCAUCGGCAUUCCGCGGUGCGGCAGGCGGAACAUAGAGUUAACUUGAGAUCUCUACCUCUCAACGAAGUGACCACUCGUGGACACGAUCGAACGCCGACUGACAGACAUCGUGGCUUUAUUGAUAGGAGAGAGCGAGAUAGGGACAAGGAGAAAGAACGGGAUUUUGAUUUUGAUGGUGGUACACCGCUAAGCCCGAUAGCGCCGCGGGCGGAAAAGGAUUCUAGUCGUCCCGUUCGCAAGUCCUCAUCAUCGCAGCGUGUGAGCGAGACGUCUAUAUCAACAGACAAAAGACGUUUCUUCUGUAGAGAGUGGGUUUUUCAAAAGAUAGCGUAUUGUCUGGAACAAAGGGCAGUUAGUAAGACGUGUGGAGCGUUGAUUCUAGGUGACGCCGGAAGCGGCAAGACGGCGAUAUGUCAAGAGUUAAGUCAACCAGGUCCAGGGCCGCAGGCGAGGCAACAACGCGCAUUGAAUAGAAGACUUUUGGCUAGACAUUUUUUACAGGCACCCGGUGAAGAAAUACAGCGCCCUGGCGAAUUUGUUCGUUCACUUGCGAUGCAAAUACUCAGUCAUUCGUCACACGCGAAACAAUCCGAUAGGGAUCAGUCGCCUAAAGAUGAUCAGCGUAUGUUGAAUAACAGGCAUAAUUCAGAAGAAAAUUUAAUACAAAGAUUUCGAGAGAUGGGCGAAGACACGGAGGAUAGUUCUAAACCACUUUUGGGGGAUAGUGAAGAUCGUACUGACGAUGAUGACGUGGGCAGCAGUCGGAGGAAUAAGACCAUAGAUAGACUGCACGAGCAAGACUCUUAUAUGGAUUGUAUGGCGGAUGGAAAUGAUGUACCAGAAGUUUUACCGAAAUCAAACAUAAAACCAACGAACCCCUUCCACGACGACGACUUUCGACUCUACGCGAACCACGAAAACGUGUUCCUCAGAAAUAUAUCGCAGAGACAGUCGAAGGAGUCCCGAAAUUCUCGCCUCUUACGCCAAAGUUCCGAGCCGUUGAACGAGAAGAAACCAACGCUGCUUCAAAAGAGCCUGUCUACGGACACCGAAGAGAAGAAACCGGAUUCACCACCGAAAUCGAGAAUACCGGUCGCGAACUUCCGUUAUCCGAAUAAAACGGAUCUGAAACCGGAGUCGCCGAAGAAGACGGAGGAAUUGCCGGAGUAUACCAAUAUAGUGCACCCUGUUAAGGAUGAUCCACAGACGGAUUUGGAGAAGUUGUUAGAGAAAAAGCGUUCACAAGCAGAAGAAGCUCCGCCCCCAAUUCCCACGCUACCAAUAAGUCCACGGACAUUAAUAUCAAACGCCUAUUACGACAAACUGCUGUCGGACUGUGAGAUACAACAGGCGUUGUUGCCUCAGAAUUUAGAGAAAAAUCCCGAUGAGUGCUUCAAAAAGGCUAUACUAUUUCCGUUGCUGGAAAUUGACCCUCCGAAACAGUGUUUGUUUUUGCUCGUGGACGGUAUCGAUGAAGGGGGUAAUGGAAAAUCGGAGGAUGAAUGUAGCGUGGGAGCAUUAUUAUCGCGACACCAACACUUGUUGCCACAUUGGCUUUUAUUGGUCGCAACUGCGAGACGACACUCUCGGCAUCUCACUAAGAUGUUCACAGGUUUUCGCAAGAUAACUUUAGAUGAACUUCAGCGUGCACACGUCUCCGCUGACGUACAACGGUACGUGCUCGCGCGACUGGACAGCGAGCCAAGAUUACGAAGCCGCGUGUCUAGUGAUUCAACGGCAGCUGCUGCGGCAGCGGCGGCUCUUGACCAUCUCAGGAUCAAGAGCGACGGUUGCCUUUUGUACUUGGAGAAGGUACUAGAUGGCGUUGCUGACGGUUUCAUAGCUUUGCGCGAAAUAAGGGAAAUUCCUGGAACCCUAAAUGGAUUGUAUCUAUGGCUGGCGCAGAGAUUGUUUCACGGUCGGAGGUUUACUAAGGUACGAAUGCUUCUCGACGUGUUAUUAGCAGCACGUUGCGGCGUCACGGAAGAGAUGUUAUACAAAUGCCUUCUUACAAAGGAGUACAGUGUCACAAGAGAGGACUUCAAUCGAAGGCUGCAUCUCUUGCGACGAAUCCUGGUAAUGGAGCGUGCAACGGGCUAUCUAUCAAUAUUUCAUCAUUCGUUCGCGUCAUGGCUGUUGGAUGUAAAGCAUUGCACGCGACGUUACUUGUGCUGCGUCGCGGACGGACACGCGGCGGUCGCUAUGUAUUAUACUCUACUUGCUAAAAGACUGACCGCUCUUGAAAUCCACAAUUACGUUUAUCACAUGACCUACCUCGAACAACAUCUAUCGUCGCAGAAGAAAAAUAAGAACAACGAAGAUGAUGUAUUAAACCUUCACACACUAAUAUUGCUGUGGAUUCUGGACUCUGGCUGUGAUGUGGAACUGGCUUUGAAGAGAGAGACAGAUCUAGUCCGGGAAAUGGAGACGGAUGUACAGAAUGACUCGAAGGCAGAAGAUAAAGAUUUAGAUCCAGAAUCUGAGAGCAAGGAAUCUGUGUCAAUGGAACCGUCCACCCUAGAAAGCAUAAUGCCUGAGCUGGUGAAUGGAGAGAUGACGACUCCAUGGCCGAGGGACAGAAGGGUUCUACGCGCUUUGUUGGAACUCAGCCGGGCUGACUCAGUACCCACAGAACCAGAAGUCGAUGAAUUAAAUGAUUUGAUGUCAACAGACCAAGUCGAAAGUGAGGACGUAAAUGACGCAACGGGUGAUGAGCAAGACGAAACAUUGUUACUAGACCCCAGCACAGUACACGAGUUGGCUACUAAGGGUGAUGAUGAAACGCUGUCUGCGCUUUUAAAGCGAUGCCCACAACUAGCAGACACGCGCGAUAGUUCGGGAAGUACAGCUUUGCACUCGGCAGCGCGUAAUGGCCGAGUCGCUUGUGCUGCCCUGCUACUGCAAGCUGGAGCCUCUCCAUCCGCUGCUGAUGCAGAUGGCUGGAGUGUGCUAAGAGCUGCUGCUUGGGCGGGACAUAGCGAGGUGGUCGAUGUUUUGUUAGAACACGGCUGUGAUGUGGAUUGUGUGGAUGCUGAUAAUAGAACUGCUCUGCGUGCUGCAGCAUGGUCAGGUCAUGAAGCAGUAGUCGCUCGCCUUUUAGUCGGCGGUGCGGCGCCGGAUAGAGCGGAUGCGUCCGGUCGAACAGCGCUUAUGGCUGCAGCAUAUAUGGGACAUGCAGAUAUAGUAAAAAUGCUGUUGGAUGCUGGUGCCGAUCCUAAUAGACCUGAUGAGGAUGGUAGAACAUCUCUAGCGGUAGCGGCAUUGUGUGGUACAGGGGCUUCUUCCGCAGCGUUGCUGAUAGAACGCGGCGCAGACGUCAAUACGCCCGAUAGAGAUAAGGCCACGCCCCUAUUGGUCGCUGCUUUUGAGGGACACACUGAAAUCUGCGAAGUCCUUCUCGAAGCGGAAUCGGAUAUAGAAGCCACAGACUGUGCGGGCCGCACUGCGUUAUGGGCAGCUGCCUCAGCGGGACACGCAGACACAGUACGGCUUCUGCUGUUCUGGGGUGCCUGUGUUGAUAAUAUGGAUAACGAGGGAAGGACAGUUCUGAGUACAGCUGCUGCACAGGGUAACGUGGAAGUAGUCCGUCAGUUGCUAGACAGAGGUUUGGAUGAACAUCACAGAGAUAAUUCUGGGUGGACACCUCUGCAUUAUGCUGCUUUUGAAGGUCACAUAGAAGUCUGCGAAGCCUUACUGGAAGCUGGCGCUAAAGUGGACGAAGCAGAUAACGAAGGCAAGGGUCCUCUUCUUCUGGCUGCGCAAGAAGGCCACUUAGACCUGGUGAAGCUGCUAAUAGACAAGGGCGGGGCACCAGUAGACCAAAGAGCUCACGAUGGAAAGACUGCGCUCAGACUAGCAGCUCUCGAAGGCCAAUUCGAGGCAGUCUCGUGCCUUCUGUCACGUGGGGCGGACGUGGACGCUGUUGAUGCGGACAGACGUAGUACGUUGUACGUACUCGCUUUGGAUAACCGAUUGGCCAUGGCGCGGCAAUUAUUGGCCGCUGGGGCUAGCGUUCAUUGCAGUGAUACAGAGGGUCGCACUCCAUUACACGUAUCCGCAUGGCAGGGGCACACAGAGAUGGUUAAUCUUCUCGUCAAAGUUGGUGGCGCUGAAGUAGACGGCCGUGAUCGUUGUGCCAGAACAGCUUUGCACGCAGCCGCUUGGAGAGGACGCACGGCCGCGUUACGUGCAUUGCUCAAGCAUGGGGCUUCACCCGCAGCUGUAUGUACUCAGGGCGCCACGCCCCUCGGUAUUGCAGCUCAAGAAGGCCACGAAGAGUGUGUGAUGUGGUUAUUACAACAUGGCGCUGAUCCGUUGCAAGCCGAUCACUGCGGUCGUACACCCGCCAAAGUAGCGUGGCGCGCGGGCCACGGUAACAUUUGUCGUCUUCUCGAAAAAUGGACGGCGCCCUCUGCGCCUGCGCAAAUACAUGACGACGAUUUAUUAGCACCGUUGAGAACCGCAUCUCCAGACUACAAACGUCGCAGCGUACACAGCUCCAACUCAACCAAGUCUUCAUCGAAUCUCACUGGAGGAUCGAACAGGUCUCACGAACAUGAAGAUACUGUGGAGAAGAGCCGAACAAACUCUUCUCUAACUUUCGCUCAACAAGUGGCGCGAUGCGGUUGGGGAAGGCGUGACUUGGACAGAGAUGAACCCAUACCAGAACAUCACGUCGUUGAAAACGAUCCUAAGUUGAGGAGCUACCAAGCCAACGAGCGUGACGUGACUCUUCGUGGGGGCGUGUCACGAUCUCGCGGUCGGGAGAUGCGUCACGGUGAUACUUCGCCGUUAUACGCUUCGCCGCCCCACUCGCCACAGAGGGAUAGAGAUGAUAGUUCCCAACCGCCAAGUCUGACGUCACAGCCUCUAGUGACAGAUACGCACUUCAACAGGGACACGCAUAUGCGAAUUAUUUUGGGCCGAGAAAGCAAACCCGAUAGGAAUGAGAGCAAAAACAAAAGGAAUGGAAUAGUAACUAAUCCGGCAAUGAGAUUGGUAGCCAAUGUGAGAAACGGUUUAGAUAAUGCAGCGGCGAAUAUUCGUCGAACUGGUGUGGCGAUAGCUGCAAGCGCCAGUUCAUCAAACCCAGCUGUUAAAACCAACGCUUUUCAAUGGAGAAAGGAAACGCCGCUCUAG